AUGAAUCUUGAAGAAAUUACACUGGAUUUGCCCAAAGUUCAAGAGCCAAAAAAAUUAGACGUACUUAUACAUGUUGGUAACCCACCAAAUUCAGCAACAAUAAAAGAAAAUUCAGAAAUUUUAAAAGAUCGAUGUGAAUACUUUCGUACCCAUUUGAAUGAUGAAUUGGCAAAAACAAAAGAUGGAUUGAUGGUGAUUAAUUUACCAUCUAUUUCUCCAGAAGUUUUUUAUUUCAUUCUAGAUUAUAUUAGAGACGGUUGGAAGACUUUUGGAUGUCGACAAGAUGAUGGAAAAAACACACUAGAUCGAUUAAUAGCUCUUGAAGAAUUAGGAAUACAAGAAUUGCUCACUCCCGGUCAAGAAUAUUUAGUUAAAAACCAGUCAGGUUGGAUUCGGGAUAAUUUCGCACUUGUUUAUAAAACUACAGCAAAAAUACCAUCAUUGGACAUUUUACGAAAAUACGUACUUGGAAUAUUACGCCAACAACCUCGAUUAUUACUUAAUCCAAAAGACAUUAAACAUUUGGAGAAAGAGGUUUUAAUAUGGUUGUUAAAAAAAGAGGACGUCCAAAUGGAUGAAUUAGAGAUCUGGCAAAAUGUGGUUUUUUGGGGAAUUGGACAGAACCCUUCGUUAGGUCCUAAAAUAUCAUCGUGGACAUCGGAAGAAAUGAAUUUGUUCGGUGAAACCAUAGGACCUUGUCUUCAAUUAAUAAGAUUUGAACACAUUUCAAAUGAAGAUUUUUGUAGGAUAGUAUUACCUUUUCAAAGGUUUCUUUCGCCAGAACAACAACGUCCACCACGUAUCAAUUCUUCCGAAGAUACAUUAAAUAGUGGCGGUUCGUUUCCUCGCUUGACGCGACCGAGACGAACGGCAUUUAUAGAUUCAAAUAUUAUUAGCAUUUCUCAUGCUGCUUUGAUAGCAAGUUGGAUAAAGCAUAAACCAUCAAUAAAUUCGCAAGUUAGAACAAACCUAAAAUUUCAAAAACCAUCAUCAAUUCCUUAUAGUUUUCAACUUUUAUAUCGAGCGAGUAGAGAUGGAUUUUCUACUAAGGUAUUUCAUAAAUGUGUUGAUAAUUGCCUAAACCCGACAUUCACUAUUAUAAAAUUAAAACUCUCAUCACAAAUAAUUGGUGGUUUCACAUCAAAAUCAUGGCAAUCACCACCAUUAAAUUUAUCUAAGAUUGUAAAUGAUCAUGAAUCAUUUAUAUUUUCAUUAUGCGAUCCAAGUGGAGAUGAAAAAUUUGCGGACUUUAGCAGGCCUAAGUCAGGUUAUUAUCCUUAUAUGUUUAGUUCAAAAUAUAUAUAUUAUGGGAAAAAUGCUAUUAAGUUAAAUAAAUCAAGACCUUCUUUCGGAAGAACCGAUUUACAAAUAAGAGAUGAUGGUGUUUGUUUUUGCAAAGUUUGUGAUUAUGAUAAAGCCAUUACUUGGGGUAGUGGAAAGUUCGAAAUGGAAGAAUGUGAAAUUUCUUGUAUUCCACGUAUUGCAUUAUUGAAUCACACUAAUCGGCAUAUUACUGGUGCAUGUCUAAUUAGAACUUCACUUCGAAGUCGUGAUUAUAUUAAAUGUUUGCACGAACCACUAGACAACUUUCAUAUGUACUUUGUGAAGCAACGGAAUAAGCAGCCUAGAUCCUGCACAAUGUGGACGAUACAGUCGUGCUUCAUAGUAAAUGAGCAACCAAACAGAGAAGGUUACAAUCUAUCAUCGGAGUUUGAACAACAUUCAAAUCCUG
Dentiscutata heterogama is the source of this 1732-nucleotide messenger RNA. The record is from the annotation of a GenBank genome assembly. Lineage: Eukaryota; Fungi; Glomeromycota; Glomeromycetes; Diversisporales; Gigasporaceae.